GUUUGCUUAAAAUUCAACGUGGAGCUUGGUGGUUUGAAUGCUUGUUUGCCAGCAGAGCAAACCCCUUUCGUCUCCCAGCGACCGACAAUCGUAUUUGGCGCCGAUGUGACACAUCCAUCACCUGGUAACAUGAACCAAGCCUCUAUUGCCGCCUUGACGGCUUGCAUGGAUAUGCGAGCCACGCGAUACUCGAGUGCCAUCAGAAUGCAAGCUAUAAAACACGGGAAUUACAAGUGAUUCGAAG
Messenger RNA from Zychaea mexicana, 244 nucleotides. RefSeq lists its product as uncharacterized. NCBI's taxonomy places the organism in Eukaryota, Fungi, Mucoromycota, Mucoromycetes, Mucorales, Lichtheimiaceae. The record is from RefSeq and is a predicted model, not a curated record. The transcript has a single exon. The annotation marks the transcript as partial. Gene Ontology annotation, molecular function: nucleic acid binding.